AUAAAAGUAUGAGAGAGUAGACAUACAGGUGGAAAGAAUGAUUUCUUUCUACUUGGUUGGGAUGGGGAGGGGAGAAAGACCAGAAGCAGUUAUGUUUGAGUUAUUCUUUAAAAAGAACUAGAAAGGGAAGGUGUCUGUACCCACAUCUGAGACUCCAGAGGUAGGAGGUGGGAGGGAGGGGGCUUUAUAUGACAUGCUAAAGGGUUUGGACUUAAUCCUAAGGUCAGUGGGGAGUUAUUAAAAUUUUAAUUAGGGUGGAUAACAUGAUCAGAUUAGACGUUUUACAUGAUCACAACAUAGCUAAGAAUGGACAAAUAGAUCAUUGAAACAGACUAGAAAGUCCAUAAAUAGACCUAUAUAUUUAUGGCAAUUUGGUAUGUUAUAAAGCUGGUAUUUCAAAUCUAUAUGAAAAGGAAAUUACAUUAAAAGCCAAAUAUUGUGGAGUCAUUCCAUUAGGGUUAGAAUCCUGAUUUCACCAGUUAAUAUCUGUAUGAAUUGGGCAAACCACGUAGCCAUUUGAUGCCUUCUUUGCUUCCCUUUUAAAAUGUUUUGUUUAAUCCUCAAAACAACCCCAAUAAGAUGGGGUUGAAUUGAACAGUACCUGUUACAAGUAAGUGUUGUUCAAUAAAUGUUAGUGAUUAUUGUAUUAUAAUGACAAGUUGGCUAUCCAUUUGAAAAAAAAUAAUUAGAUUUCUACCUCAUAUCCUUCAUGAGAAAAUGUUUCAACUAGAUCAAAGUCUAAAUAUUUUUUAAGCUAUGAAAGUAUUAGGGAAAAAACAAGAAAAAUGUGUAUAGGCUCUGAGUAGAAUUCUUAAAAGAAGAUGAAGAAUGUAAAAGCCAUAAAAGAAAAGAUUGCUAAGUGUGGAUACAUUAAAAUUAGAUUUCUCUGUAAAACAACUUCCCCCAAAAUUAAGACAAGUGACUGACCAGAUUUUCCAAUAUAUAUAGCAAGGGUAUGAGGAAAUGGAUAGUCAUGUAGUGCUGACAAGAAUGCAGAUAGGUAUAACCAUUUCAGACAGCAGUUGGGCAGGAUCCAUUAAAAUAAAAAUUGCAGAUAUCAUGUGAGCCCAAUUCUAUUUUUCGGUUAUUUACAGGUAUAUAGGUGAUUUCCUUUAAAAUGAUCAGUGCAUUUGCAUCACAUGAUCAAUGUGAUGUAAAUGCAUGAUAAAUGUGUAAAAAAAAUUCACACAUGUGUACAAGGAAGUGUAUAGAAGGAUGUUUACUGCACCACUAUUUAUAAUAGAGAAAAAUUGAAAAGAAUGUAAAUAUCCAUCAGAAAGCUUUUAACUAUGUUAUGUCUAUACUAUGGAAUGUCAUGAGCAUUUAAAAACAAUGAGGUAGAUUUAAAAAUAGGCAAAGGACUUGAACAGACAGUUCUCUGAAGAAGACAUAUAGAUGGCCAAAAAGCCCAUGAAAAGAUGUUCAACAUCACUAAUCAUUAGGGAAAUGCAAAUUGAAAUCACAAUAAGAUACCACCUUAUACCUAUUAGGAUGGCUGCUGUUAAGGGUUAAUAAACAACAAGUGUUGACGAGGAUGUGGAGAAGUUGGAACUGCUGUGUACUGUUGGUGAAAAUGUAAAAUGGUACAGCUGCAAAAAAAAAAAAAAAAAUGGUACAGCUGCUAUGGAAAAUAGUAUGAUGGUUCCUCAAAAAUUUUUAAAUAGAACUACUAUGUGAUCCAGCAAUUCCACUUCUGGGAAUAUAUACAAAAGAAUUGAAAGCAGGAUCUGGAAGAGAUAUUUGUACACCCAUGUUCAUUAGCAUCACUAUUCACAAUAGCCAAGAGGUGGAAGCAAUGCAAGUGUCCAAACAGAUGAAUGCAUAACCAAAAUGUGGUAUAUACAUGCAAUGGAAUAGUAUGCAUUUAUAUUAUUCUGACACAUACUACAAUAUGGAUGAACCUUGACAUCAUUACGCUAAGUGAAAUAAGCCAGUCACGAAAAGACAAAUACUGUAAUUCCACUUAUAUGAGGUACCUAGAGUAGUCAAACUGGACCAAUUAGAACAUCCGUAUUCCCUUUGCCAUUGUGAUUAUUUCAAACAUGGGUGAUCAGGGUCAAGCCAAAUAGUCUUAAGCAGAGCUCUUACUGGAGAGUUGUUCUUCUGUGGGAGAACUGUUAGAUAAUAUUGGCUUUGCAAUUGAGUGACCAGGUGUGCCAAUACAUUAGAAAAGGCUACCUGGGUUUUACUUUAAUUGUAUGGCCAAACCUAAUCCUAACUAAUGUAAGAUGUACGUCUCCUAAACCAACAUAAAUAAAAUGGAAAAAGGAAGCUCAAUUAACUAAAAAAUUAAAAUUAAAAAAUAAAAAAGCAGAAUACACUACUGGAGAUCUGUAUACUUCACUAUAUGUAAAUUUUAAAAGAAAGAGGAAAAAGAAAUGCAGAAGAGGGGAGGGAAGAAGAAAUAAUGGAAAAUAAAAAACUAAGUUGGUAGGGAAAAGUCCAAACACAGUAGUCAUGAUGAAUGAAUGUGACUAGGUUAAGUUCCCUUAUUAAAAGACAAAUGCUCAGAUUGGCUAUUUUUAAAAUCUUGUGGCUAUAUGGUAUUUACAAGAUGUGCCUAAAUCAGGAUGACACAAAUCUGUUGGAAAUAAUGGGAAAAUACACUUUCCACAAAACCCAAUAACUCCACUCCUAGGAAAUCUAACCAAGAGAAAUGAAAACUUACAUCUACACAGAGACUUGUACACCAAUGUUGAUACUAUCUUUAUUCAUAAUAGAUAAGAACUGGAAACAACCCAAGUAUCCAUCAACAAAUAAAUGGAUAAACUGUGCAUUCAUACAAUGGAAUACUAUUUGGCAAUAAAAAGAAUGAACUACUGAUACACUAACAUGAUGAAUACAAUAACAUAGAUGAAUCUACAGUAACAUAGAUGAAUCUUAAUACUGUUAAGCUGAGCAAAAGAAUGUAUACUGUAUGAUUCCGUACAUAUGAAACUCUGGGAAGCACAAACCCAAUCUAUAGUGAUGGAAAGUAAAUUGACUGCCUGAUGUGGAGGGAGAAGAUUGGCUCUUGUAGAGGUACAAGGGAGUUUGGGGGGAUGAUGGAAAUUUUCUGUAUUUUGAUUGCUGUGAUGGCUACUUGGAUAUAUUGAUUUGUCAAAAAGCAUUGAAAUGUGCACAAAAUGGGUGCAUUUUAUUAUUUGUAAAUUACACCUCAGUAAAUUAAAAGAUGGGAAAAGGCAUGCAAAAAUAAUAUGCUGUUUGAAUAUGCAAUAUGGAAAAUAUUGAGGUUUUCUUUGUAGCCUAACAUGGUCAAUUUCAUGAAAGUUCCAUGUACACUUGAAAAGGAGGUACAUUCUGUAUUAUCUGGUAUUAUCAGGAUAAAAGGUUUGAUAUUUAUGCAUAAGAUCUACCUGAUUGUUUAGGUCACCUGUAUCCUUACAUUUAUUUUUGACUCUGAUCUGUCUCACACUGGGAGAAAUAGAGUUUUCUAAUCUUAGUAUACUUUGUCUAUUUCUCCUUGCAUUUCUUAGAGUUUCCACUUGACGGAAGUUGCUACUGUGUUGUUUUGUGCAUGGAUACUCAUAACUGAUAUUUUUUUUGUGAACUGUAGCCUUUAGCAUUAUAGUGUAUUCUUUUUGUCUCAUUUAAUGCUCUUUAGCCUGAAUUCUACUUUUUCUUAUAUUAAGAACAGGAUCCUUGCUUUCUUUUUCUUUUUCUUUUUUGUAAUGCAUUUGCCUUAUCUACUUUUGCCUGUCCUUUUAUUUUUAGCUUUUCUGAAUUCCUUACCCCCAAAGUAAGGUGCCCUUGCACAGUUCAUCUUGUAGACAGAAUUGCUAGAGACUAGUCACUUCUAUGUGUUUUGUUUUGUUUCCUUUUCUGAAUAGGAGUGUUCCCUCUAGUUGUCCUGUUCCUAUUCCACCAAUUGUAUAUUUAGUGUUAUAAGGGCAGAUAAUUCGCCCUCUUGGUGCAUAGGUCUCUAGAUCAAAAAAAGCCACACCUCCUGAUACUGAUACUACUACAUAUACCCCUUGCUGUAGAGAUGGCUGUGCUCCACCUAGAUAUCGUGGACUUUGAGCAUGAUGUCAUGAUUGUACAGGACUUUGAGAGUGUCUGUGUGGGGGAGUUGUGUAGUGUAUACUUGGCCUGUGGUAGAGAAAGUGAGAUCAACAUUUGGUAACUAGAAGGGUAGAGUGUAGCAGUUUUUUGUGCUGUUUACCAAAUAUUUCUGGCUCUCUUGUUUAUGGACUCAGGGUAGGAUGGCUCUUCUCCACCACCUUUGAAGUUAGGUGUGGCAAUGUGAGUGAAGAUGACGUAUAUCAUUUCUAGGCAGAGGUUUUAAAAGUCAUUAUGUAAUGAACUAUGCUCCCUUUGGCCUGCCUUUCAAAUCAUGAAAACACAGAGAUGGAACCUUGCUUUGCCUGGAUCCCACAGAACAUCCCAACACUAGGGUAAAUGAAAACUAGGCAUUUGUUGUUUUAGCCACUGAGAUUUGGGUUGGUUUUUUGUUUGUUUUUUACAAUAGCAUAACUUAGCCUAUACCAACUGAUAAAGCACAUGUUGAAAAGUCUGUGUUAGAACAGUUGGACAAGAAAAAGAAAUAAAAGGUAUCCAAAUUGGAAAAGAAGAAGUAAAAUUAUCUCUGUUCACAUGUGACAUGAUCUUAUGUAGAAAAUCCUAAAGAAUCCAUUUGUAAAAUCUGUUACAACUAAUUAAUGAUUUCAACAGAGUUUCAGGAUACAAAAUCAACAUGGAAAAGUCAGUUGCAUUUCAGUAUGCUAACAAUGACCAAUCAAAAAAGAAACUAAGGAAACAAUCCAAUUUGCUAUAGCAUUAAAAAGAAUAAAAUACCUAGGAAUAAACCUAACUAAGGAGGUGAAAGACUUGUACACUGAAAAUUACAAAAUGUUGCUAAAAGUAAUCAGAGAAGAUACAAGAGAAUGGGAAGACAUUCUGUGCUGUGGAUUGGAAGACUCAAUAGCAAUAAAAUGUCCAUACUACACAAAGCGAUCUAUGGAUUCAAUACAGUCUCUUAUCAAAAUACCAAUAACGUUUGUAGAAAUGGAAAGGAAAAAAUGCCAAACUGGUGUGGAAUCUCAAGGGAUCCCGAAUAGCCAAAACAAUCUUGGAAAGGAAGAACAAAGUUGGAGACCUCAUGCUUCCUGAUUUCAAAACAUACUACAAACCAAAGUAGUAAUCAAGACAGUGUUGUACUGACAUAAAGACAGAUAUAUAGACCAAAUGCAACGAUAGAGAGCCCAGAAAUAAACCCAUACACAUACAGCCGUUCCUCCAUAUUAGCAGGGGAUUGGUUCCAGGACCCUCACAGACGCCCAAAUCUGUGGAUGCUCAAGUCCCUUAUAUAAAAUGGUGAUGUAUUUGCGUAUAACCUAUACACAUCCUCCCAUAUACUCUAAACCAUCUCUAGAUUACUUAUAAUACCUAAUGCAAUGUAAAUAGUUACCAGUGCACAGCAAAUUCAAAUUUUGCUUUUUGGAAUUUUCUGGAACUUUUUCCCCCAAAUAUUUUCUAUCCCCAGCUGCUUGAAUCUACCAGUGCAAUACCUUCAGAUAUGUUGGGCUGACCGUAUUGCCAAAUGAUUCUCUACAAGGGUACAAGACCACACAUGGGAAAAGGACAGUCUUUUCAACAAAUGGUUCUCAGAAAACUGGAUAUCCACAUGCAAAAGAAUGAAGUUAGACUCUUACGCCAUAUACAAAAAUUAACUCAAAGUGGAUUAAAGACCUACACACAUGACCUAAACUAUAAAACUAGAAGAAAACAAGGGAGAAAACUUUAGGACAUUGGAUUUCACAAUGAUUUAUUGGGUGUGACACCAAAAGCAUUGACAACAAAAGCAAAACGAGACAAAUGGGACUACAUCAAACUUAAAACCCUUUGUGUAUCAAAAGAAACAAUCAAGAGAGUGGAAGGCAAUCUAAGGAAUUGGAGAAAAUAUUUGGAAAUCAUAUAUCUGAUUAGGGAUUAAUAUCCGGAAUUUAUAAGGAACUUCAACUCAACAACAAAAAACAGCCUGAUUUUAAAAACGGGCAAAAGACUUGAACAGACAAUUCUCUGAAGAAGAUAUACAAAUAGCCAACAAGCACAUGAAAAAGAUGCUCAACAUCACUAAUCAUGAGAAAGGCAAAUCAAAACCACAAUGAGGUAUUACAUCUCUCCUGUUAAGGUAGCCACUAUCAAAAGAACAGAAAAUGAACAAGGGUUGGUGAGGAUGGGACCAACAUCCUAUUAAUUGGAACACUUGUGCACUAUAGGUAGGAAUGUAAAAUGGUACAGCUGCUAUGGAAAAUAGUAGUUUUUGAGGUGGUUCCUCAAAAAAAUUAUAGAAUUACAAUAUGAUCUGGCAAUCGUAACUUCUGGUUAUAUAUACAACAGAAUUCAAAGCAGAAUCUGAAAGAGAUAUGUGCACACCCAUGUUCAUUGCAGCAUUAUUCACAAUAACCAAGAGGUGGAAGAAACCCAAAUAUCCACUUAAAAAUGAUAAAGAUGGCAAAUGUAAUGUGAUGUGUCUUUUACUACAAUUAAAAAAACAUAUUACAAGAUCCAAGCGAUGCACAGUGAGAAAUGAAAGUUUGAUGAUCAAAGGAAGUUACAGACCCAUUAAGAAUCACUUCUCUAUUUGCUGUAGUCCUGUGGGACUCAUGGACACAAGCCCUGUUGGCUUUCAGAGCUAGGUGUUUUAGGGACCCAUCCCUGAUGUGAGAACCUUAAAAGUUGGGGCACAAGAUGUGGGUCCAAACCUUUCACUCCUCAGGGAGAAGGUGGGAAUUGGGAGUUCCCCCCAAAUUGUAUGGCCCUGUACUGAGGGUGAGGUUCAUGGUGAGAGUGUGUCUCAGCCUUUCCUACCCAUUUUGAGGUGAGUAUUUUCUCAUCUACUCGAUGUGUAGAAGUCGCUAAGCUAGUUUCUGGAUUUCUCCCAGAGGAAUUGCUCUGUACGUGGCUGUACAUUCUGUGUGUCCAUGGGAGGAAGGAAGUUCAUGAGCCUUCUAUGUCACCAUCUUGGGCCCUCUUCAUAAUAAGGAAAUUUUUUAAUUAUAGAAAAAUGCAAGGAAGUGCUCAAAAAUUGACGGGGACUUGCCAAAAGAAACAGGAACUAGCUUGAAAAGUCUCAUGUUGGUCAAAUUUGAGACAAUUUAAGGAUCAAAAUUAGUAAUGACAGUAGUGGAUUAUCACAUGAUUAUUUUUAAUUUUUAUCGAUAAAUAUUUGAUGUAUAACAUUGUAGAAAUGUAAGGUGUACAACAUGUUCAUUUUUAAUAAAGAAUCCAUGUGUCCAUAAGAUAUUAAGAAUAAACAAAGAAAAUGGGAGAGAUGAGGGAGCUUUUUUGUAUAGGAAUAUUACAACUAAUAAAUGUAGAAGGAAGGAUAGAAAUAUAAAAUCAUUUACAAUCACCAUUGUAAUAACUGAUUUGGGCAAGAAUCAUCAGUGGAUGUCAGAACCAUUGGUAAAAAGCUGUAGGGAACAAGAUAUUUUCAGAACCUCAAAGUAUUAUCCCAUAGAUUACUGUACAUACCUUUACAAUAGAGAAAUUUGGCAAACACUGCCUGACCCAAAUGAUCACACUUGAUGUCACUACUGAUGAGACAAACUGACAUAAUGUACAUCAUGUUGUGGGGUAUAUAAGGAUACAUUAAUUAUGUAGUAUUUUUGUCCCCCCAAAUUAAAAAAAAAAACUAAAUCUAAUUAUGAGGAAACUGAAAUCCAAAGUUUAGGGACAUUCUGCAAAACAGUUGGUUUGGAGUCUUAAAAAAUGUCAAUGUCAUAAAAGAAAAAAAAAGGCUAGAGAACUGUUUUUAUAUUAAAGGAGACUAGGCAUGAAAACUAAAUGCAAUGUGUGAUCCUUGAUUGUACCCUGAAUUAAAAAAAUAAGAAACUGUAGAGUUCUCAGAGCUCCUGGUACGAGCAUCUUCCCUUGGGUGGAUUCUUGGCUUUUCUCCCAGCAUGGCCCCCAAACACCAGUCUUCACUUCCACCCCAAGCAAAGAAACCGAAGAAACCGAGACUGACUCCUGCCUCCAAGCCAGAGGAAACGUCUGCUUCUCCGAACUUGACGAACAAAGAAAAAGAACAGCAAGAAGCAAUUGAACAUAUUGAUGAAGUACAAAAUGAAACAGACAGACUUAACGAACAAGCCAGUGAGGAGAUUUUGAAAGUAGAACAGAAAUAUAGCAAACUCCGCCAACCAUUUUUUCAGAAGAGGUCGGAAUUGAUGGCCCAAAUCCCAAAUUUUGGGGUAACAUUUGUUAACCAUCCACAAGUGUCUGCACCGCUUGGGGAGGAGGAUGAAGAGGCGCUGCAUUAUUUGACAAGAGUCAAAGUGACAGAAUUUGAAGAUAUUAACUCAGGUUACAGAAUAGAUUUUUAUUACGAUGAAAACCCUUACUUCGAAAAUAAAGUUCUCUCCAAAGAAUUUCAUCUGAAUGAGAGUGGUGAUCCAUCUUCAAAGUCCACUCAAAUCAAAUGGAAAUCCAGAAAGGAUUUGACAAAACGUUCAAGUCAAACGCAGCAUAAAGCCAGCAGGAAGAGACAGCAUGAGGAACCAGCAGGCUUCUUCACCUGGUUUACUGAUCAUUCUGAUGCAGGUGCAGAUGAGUUAGGAGAGGUCAUCAAAGAUGAUAUUUGGCCAAAUCCAUUACAGUACUACUUGGUUCCGGAUGUGGAUGAUGAGGAAGGGGAAGGAGAAGAAGAUGAUGAUGAUGAAGAGGAAGAAGGAUUGGAAGAUAUUGAUGAAGAAGGGGAUGCGGAUGAAGAUGAAGAUGAUGAUGAGGGGGAGGGAGGAGAGUAAGAUGAAAGAGAAGAUGACUAAAGGAACACUGAUGGAUUCCAACCUUCCUUUUUAAAUUUUCUCCAGUCUCUGGGAGCAAGUUGCAGUCUUUUUCUCUUCUCCUCUUGUGUUCAGGCGCCCUGUUUUUGAGGUCUCUUUUCUCCUUUAUACUAUGGAUCACAACUUAUUUGGGGGGAAAAUACCUUGAGCAGAAUUCAGUGGGAAAAGAAUCUCUACCCCUUUCUGUUCUAAAUUCAUUUUUAUCCUUUCCUGUCUCAACAAAAACUUUAUGGAAUCAACACCACCAUUCUCUGUGGGAAAAAAGAAAAACCUGCUCCCUUAGCUCUGCUGGAAGCUGGAGGGUGCUAGGCCCCUGUGUAGUAGUGCAUAGAAUUCUAGCUUUUUUCCUCCUUUCUCUGUAUAUUGGGCUCAGAGAUUACACUGUCUCUAUGUGAAUAUAGACAAUUAGCGUUUACCAACAUGUAUCUGUCUACUUUCUCUUAUUUAAAAAAAGAAAGGGCUUCCCUGGUGGCGCAAUGGUUGAGAGUCUGCCUGCCGAUGCAGGGGACACGGGUUCGAGCCCUGGUCUGGGAAGAUCCCACAUGCCGCGGAGCAACUAGGCCCGUGAGCCACAACUACUGAGCCUGCGCGUCUGGAGCCUGUGCUCCGCAACAAGAGAGGCCGUGAUAGUGAGAGGCCCGCGCACCGCGAUGAAGAGUGGCCCCCGCUUGCCGCAACUGGAGAAAGCCCUCGCACAGAAACGAAGACCCAACACAGCCAAAAAUAAAUAAAUAAAUAAAUAAAUUUAAAA
Molecule: messenger RNA, 9537 nt
Organism: Balaenoptera acutorostrata (minke whale)
Lineage: Eukaryota; Metazoa; Chordata; Mammalia; Artiodactyla; Balaenopteridae
Product: protein SET-like
Exons: 1
Coding region: 7905-8747 (280 amino acids)
Biological process (GO): nucleosome assembly
Cellular component (GO): nucleus; chromatin
Molecular function (GO): chromatin binding; histone binding
Source: RefSeq, a predicted model, not a curated record